Molecule: messenger RNA, 1630 nt
Organism: Clupea harengus (Atlantic herring)
Lineage: Eukaryota; Metazoa; Chordata; Actinopteri; Clupeiformes; Clupeidae
Gene: atp6v0cb
Product: ATPase H+ transporting V0 subunit cb
Biological process (GO): proton transmembrane transport
Cellular component (GO): proton-transporting V-type ATPase, V0 domain
Molecular function (GO): proton-transporting ATPase activity, rotational mechanism
Source: RefSeq, a predicted model, not a curated record
UUUCCCCAUCGCCAUUUUGAGCUGCUGUACCGGGAGUCUAGCAGGAGAGUCGUGACCAGUCCUUUUUACUGCCAUAUAGGUGUCCUGUCAACGUUGUCCCGCUCGAAAAUUCACUUAAGAAGACCGUGGCCUUUCGUAGUUGAAAGUACCAAUUUAAGGACACUUGCCUUUAAGUAUUUUUGUAUUAUUUUGUAUUGUGUGAGCAAGAAUGUCUGACAGUCCCGAAUACUCCCCGUUCUUUGCUGUGAUGGGCGCAUCAGCGGCAAUGGUUUUUAGUGCGCUGGGCGCCGCGUAUGGCACGGCUAAGAGUGGUACAGGCAUCGCUGCCAUGUCGGUGAUGCGCCCGGAGCUCAUCAUGAAGUCCAUCAUCCCGGUUGUCAUGGCGGGUAUCAUAGCCAUUUACGGGCUGGUUGUGGCUGUGCUUAUUGCCAACAACAUCUCAGAGAAGAUCACCCUCUUCAAGAGCUUCCUGCACCUGGGCGCAGGGCUGAGUGUGGGUCUGAGCGGUCUGGCUGCAGGCUUUGCCAUCGGCAUCGUAGGUGACGCAGGCGUCAGAGGUACGGCCCAGCAGCCCCGCCUCUUCGUCGGGAUGAUCCUCAUCCUCAUCUUUGCCGAAGUGCUGGGACUGUAUGGGCUCAUCGUGGCUCUCAUUCUCUCCACAAAAUAAACCACAAUUCCCACCAUCCUUUGCUGCUGGGAGGGAUGGGAGGGACAUGAAAAUUCUAGGAGUGGGAGAGGGAAGACUGAGCCUGAUUUAAACAAAAAAGUGUAAAAUGUGGGGGUUUAAAAAUCUAAAUAUUUAAAGAAAAAAAAAAGCUCCAUUACAAAUAUGGUCUUUAAAUGUGUACAGUUGUCUUAAUUUGAUAGUCAACUUCCUGUAAAUGCGCAAUGUAGUGGUUUCUUUUUUUUUUCUCUUUUUAAUUUUGUCUCCUGUGUGUAAAAAAGAAAAGAAAAAAAAAAGAAAGCAUAAUUCUUCUCUUUCCCAACCCCCUCCUCUCGCUCCUCUGUCCCAGUGGUCAGGCUUUGAGGUCCAGCUGUGUUCUUCCACGUCACAGACUGAUGACUUCACAUCUGACUGCUUCUGUCUCUCUCUCGUGGUCAUCUCCUGUGCUAGAGGGGUCUAAUUUGUGUGCUCCAUCUUACAAGGGAGCCGGACCUUCUCAGUGCAGGGGUGGCCAUCAGUAAACCGAAAAAAAAGAUCUUAUCUAUAUGUGGAUGAAAUGAAAUGAAUUGUAUGGAAUAGUUAUUUUGUUUAUUUUUUUUUGUCAUUUUUCCACUGAUUUUAUUUAUAUAAGAUAAUGAAACUGUGUACAAAUGGAGCAAAGAUAUUUGGAAUCCCCUUUAGUACAUAUGAUGUAUACAUAUAUACUACGAUAUACAUAUGAUCGAUAACUAUUAGUUAGCAAUCUGCACUGUGGGUUAAGUGUACCGUGAUUGGACAUCUUAUGGUUGUGUAAACCGGUUCUUCUGAGAUUGACGCUGGUGUGUGUCCGUGGGACUGGCAGUGUGUACGUUUGAUGUGUAACUGUAUUGACUUCUCGCACACGUGUGUUUCUCCUUUAGUAACUGCUGUCUGGUUGUAUUAAAGGUGUGUGUGCCCUGUUGUGGCUCUCACAAGUCUAAUUUCCAA